Molecule: messenger RNA, 252 nt
Organism: Protopolystoma xenopodis
Lineage: Eukaryota; Metazoa; Platyhelminthes; Monogenea; Polystomatidea; Polystomatidae
Source: the annotation of a GenBank genome assembly
AUGUCGACUGGCGUUAGCACCGGCAACGAUUCUGCUCAAACUGGAGUCAAGACGAGAUCUGACAUGUGCGGUCUACUCCGCAUCGCUGUGCCCAAACCACGGCCUCGAUAUCGCCUCGUCGUUUCAUCGGCAGUUACAACAGGACUCGAAGCAAGGACUCGCGAAUUUACAGGCAGGCAACAAAUUACAUUUUAUGGGCAUGAAGUUAGUCGCUUAAAAAUUCACCUCUUUUUAUACAGAACUAUUCACUGA